Molecule: messenger RNA, 4256 nt
Organism: Salarias fasciatus (jewelled blenny)
Lineage: Eukaryota; Metazoa; Chordata; Actinopteri; Blenniiformes; Blenniidae
Gene: cdk6
Product: cyclin dependent kinase 6
Exons: 8
Coding region: 417-1394 (325 amino acids)
Biological process (GO): cell dedifferentiation; signal transduction; G1/S transition of mitotic cell cycle
Cellular component (GO): cyclin-dependent protein kinase holoenzyme complex; nucleus; cytoplasm
Molecular function (GO): cyclin-dependent protein serine/threonine kinase activity; ATP binding; cyclin binding
Source: RefSeq, a predicted model, not a curated record
GCAGUGAGAGUGUGUGCGCAAGUUUUCGUCCUGCCCUCCUCCUCCUCCUCCUUCUCCUCCUCCUCCCUUCGCUGGAGUGUCUCCGGCCGGGCUGGUGCGGUAGUCUGAGGGAUGGGGGGUUAGAGCUCUGCACCGUCAACUACCUGUGUGGCCCCCGCAUGGAGGACAGUGUCCGGGGAUGCGUCUGAUGGAGGAGUUUUUAUCCGAGACGCCAGUGCCUGCUGCUCAUCAGCAACUGAUCGGGCAUGCUGCCGACGUUACGACACUUUAUUGACAACACAAGCAAAGGCAUUGCAUGUGCCGACUUUUUUCUGUGAAUAUGGCUUUGUGAGAAACUCUUGGCUCGCCACCCUCGCCCGGGAUUCCCCGCAGUAUUUUCAACACAGAGACGAGGAGGGGGGGGUAAAUCUGCAAAAAUGGACAGAGAAACUAUUGGUACUCAAUAUGAGCCCGUGGCCGAGAUUGGAGAAGGAGCCUACGGGAAGGUGUACAAGGCGAGAGACCUGAAGAACGGGGGACGCUUUGUAGCCCUAAAAAGAGUUCGAGUCCAGACGGAGGAAGAGGGGAUGCCUCUCUCCACCAUCCGGGAGGUGGCGGUACUGAGGCAGCUGGAAGCCUUCGAGCACCCCAAUGUUGUCAGGCUGUUUGAUGUGUGCACAGUCUCACGGACUGACCGAGAAACCAAACUCACUCUGGUCUUUGAGCAUGUGGAUCAGGACCUGACCACCUACCUGGAGAAGGCCCCAGAUCCCGGAGUACCACCCGAGACCAUCAAGGAUAUGAUGUACCAGCUGCUUCAGGGGUUGGACUUCCUGCACUCGCACCGCGUGGUUCACCGUGACCUGAAGCCCCAAAACAUCCUGGUCACCAGCGGAGGGCAGAUCAAGUUGGCCGACUUUGGUCUCGCUCGUAUUUACAGCUUCCAGAUGGCGCUCACCUCUGUGGUUGUGACGCUGUGGUACAGAGCUCCUGAAGUACUGCUCCAGUCCAGUUACGCCACGCCGGUGGACCUGUGGAGCGUGGGCUGCAUCUUCGCCGAGAUGUUCAGGAGAAGGCCGUUAUUUCGAGGAAACUCAGAUGUUGAUCAGCUGGGGAAGAUUUUUGAUGUUGUUGGCGUACCUUCAGCAGAAGACUGGCCUCAGGAAGUGGCCCUACCACAGAGUGCCUUCACCCCUCGGCCGCCAAAACCAAUAGAGGACCUGGUUCCAGACAUGGACGAGCAAGGACGGGCCCUGUUAAUGCAAUUCCUCGCCUUCAACCCUUCCAGGAGAAUAUCAGCCUUCGCUGCACUGAGUCACCCCUACUUUCAAAGCGUGGACAGCCACAGCAGGAGUGUGUAUGCAGCCCAGCCCAUCCCCAGCAACAAGCCCACUAUGGAGGAGAGGACUGCCUGACCGCAAUCCUUCACCGCGAGUCAUCCAGCACAGCGUGUAGAAAAGAAAAAAAAAAACCCUCUUUGGUGUUUCCCAUCUUCGACCAUUUUUCAAAUGAGAAAUCAAAGUGCAUUCAUUGAGUUUUUUUGCCACUGACCAAAAGGAAAAAAAUGUUAGAAUCAAAUUUAAAUCCGUACAGGAGAACAGGUUUUACAAGACGAAUUUCUGUUUGGAAACCUCUUAGCAUGGUAGUUUCUGUUCAGAUUCAUGGAGUUCAGUCAGACUCUGUUAAACUGUGAGACUUGACCAAAUGUCUUGUGUUUUCUGCCUGACGUCAGUUUUAAAGCAGAUCUUCUCAGUUAGGUUCUCCCAGGCCUCGGUUUGAUCAGCCAGAAAAGAAUCUUUAAUUUGGUAUCCUGGCCUCCUGCCUUCAGUGUCUCGUAUCUCUUUUGGCAAACGCACACGGACACUUUCCAACCAUUAGUCUCUCUGGGUGAUCGUUGCUGCAGUUACACACACUCAGUUCAGAUCCUACGCUUGGCUUCCGCUGAUAACAUGUCGGGAUCAGACAGUCCUGAGGGGUCUGAUGCGUCGCCUCUUUGUCAGAAUUUUAUUUAUCAGCGUUUUAAAAACUCAAUAGAAUUUUUCAGUCUGCUCUUGAAUUGAACAGCGGAAGACGGGGAAACGCUCAAGACGGGGACUCCUGCUUUUUUAGCCAGUGUCGGAAGCUCUGCAGAAUACGCAGAGAGAGGAUGACGACGUGGAGAGCGAGGACGCCGCUGCUCUCAGCCCUUGAACCAUGCACAACAAGCUUGUCCUUCCAUGAACUGAUGGAUUGUAAAUGCUGCUUUUAGGAUGUGAAUUGUCGAUAAUUGACUUUGUGUAUCAAUGCAAAGAGGCUCGCAUCUCAGAUCGGCUGAGUUGUGGGCGGACUGACUGUGGAGGCCGUGGAGCCGAAGCCUCUCGAUGACCAGUGUUUAUUCUUGAAAGAGCCUCCUUGACUGUGUGUGGGGGGGGGGGAAGACCAGGACCCGGACCAUUCAGCAGAUGGAGUGGACAGUGUGGAUCUCGCCUGCCUUCAUUGCUUUUCCGUGGACGAACAGUAGAAACACACCUGCGGACAUUUAAUGCGUCCACGUAAGCGCACUCAUGUACUCACCGUGACAUUACCAGGCAUCACCAGCCAGCCACUCACUGCCAUGUCGUUAUCAUUCCAGUUUUACCUAUAAUAUUGCUGCCGCCUUGUGGAUGUCCAGAGUAGCUGCAGACCAGUAGCGGGAUUCUAAUGGUUUCUGCAGGCUUGGAUGGACCGUCGGUGCUGAGACAAUGAUGGAAGAUGUUAGAAAUGUUCCUGCCACUUACUUGGUAUUACAGACUUUCUUCUUUUUUUUUUGGAUGACAUUUAGUCUGCUAUCUUGGGCUUUUAUCAUUAUGAAAUCCAACUGUUUUGUACUAUCCAGAAGCUACAGUAAUGCACAGGCUUGCAAUAGGUGGCAAAAGUCCCACUGGCACUAUUCGAAAUGAAAACAUUUGGUAUAGUAUUGUGUCACCAAUAUUCUGUAUUUAAGUUUAAUUUUAUUUACAAGUUUUAUAUGCUUGUUACUUGAUUUUAUUUUUUUAAAUGCUGGGGCAUACAAGAUUCUUACACCUUUUCACAGCAACUCUGAUGAUUAUUGUAUGGUUUUGUGUAAGAAUAGUUUGACAGUGUGAGGAAUGUAUAAAGGAUAGGCAUUGGUACUGUACAGUAACUUGCGCUAGCUGUAACGAUAGAAGACCUGUGAUGUGCGCACUGCCGGCACAUAGACGUGUGGUAAAAGGCGUGUAGACGUAGAGUAGCGAGGGUCAGUGGAGCGUUGUAUGGCGAGAGUAUUUUGUCCUUUGAAAACGUGGGGUGGGCUCUGUGGGGUGCUUUUUUUAAAAAAUUUUAUUUCAUUGUACUUUGCAUUCAGAGUGACUACAGAUUUUACAGUAGUUUUGAUAAUGAAAUAAUGCACAAUUAUUUUGUGUACAAUUUUUUUUUUUUUUUUUGUGGUUUUUGUUUUUAAUCUUUAUUUUACUUUAAUGUGCCGUUAUAUUCCGGUUCAGUUUUUACCAGCAAAGCUAAAGAAAGUUAUGCAGAGUUGUAUUUUUGUAUGUAGUAGUUCUUGCAGAACAGUAACAUUAUAACACUGGUUUUUUGUUUUUUUUUUGUUUUUCCCUAACAGGUAGUGCAAUUAGCACACACACACAUACACACCUACAAACACAUUCUCCGACUUUCUCAGGUUCUCUAUGUGGACGUCCGAACCUCUCGGGCACCGUUUGCACAUCUCCAGGCUACUUAAAGAUCACAUUACAACUUCUUCAGGUUUUUCUUCAAGCUGUUUCUCAUCAUGUCACGGAUCCUAGUCUACUGUCAUUUCUAUUUAUCAGUGAUAUGUUACUGUAGUUAUUACUGUCUAAAGAUAACUGCCUGUAUAAACUGUUUUUUUUUUUUUUGCCUGCAGCUUUUAAUUGCAAAAUGGCAAACACCACAGAAAUACAUUAGUUUAAUGUCUGCUUAACUAAACACUGUGUGAAUUUUCAGUCGGAGACUCAAGCCUGAUUCAAAAGGUGCAUACAAUGCAAUGAAAGCUACAUAUUGGGUAUAGAGAGGUUUACAAUGAAAAUGACUGUUUUAGUCUCCUCAUAGCCAAUGCAAUCACUGAAUGCUUUUCGUAUGAUUUAACCAGUUUUUAAUGCAUUUCAAUCUUGUAACAGCUGAAGUCCACUGUUGAACUUUCCCGGUUUAAAAACCGACACAGCUUGAUCUGUCAUAUCACUCAAAUUGGCAUUAUACUUAUGUAUCAAUGCAUUGGUGUCUUAUUAUUGUGUUGCACCAGCUGAAUAAAAAAAGCAGCUUUU